Molecule: messenger RNA, 2079 nt
Organism: Marmota flaviventris (yellow-bellied marmot)
Lineage: Eukaryota; Metazoa; Chordata; Mammalia; Rodentia; Sciuridae
Source: RefSeq, a predicted model, not a curated record
AUGUGUUUGUGGACCAAACAUUCAGAAAUUUGGGUGCCAUUGGUCUUUCUACUCAGCCUUAUUCCCUUGACUGAGACAGUCAAACCCUCAACCAAGGACAGCAGCAGCACUGGGAGUCAAGGCCAACUGGCAGAAGUACUACAGGUUCUCUCUGCUGGUGACCACCCGCCCCUCAACCACUCACGAAGCCUCAUCAAAACAUUGUUGGAGAAGACGGGGUGCCCCCGGAGGACAAAUGGAAUACGAGGAGAUUGUAACCUGUGUUUUGAACCAGAUGCACUAUUACUAAUAGCUGGAGGAGACUUUGAAGAUCAGCUUAGAGAAGAGGUGGUCCAGAGAGUUUCUCUUCUCCUCCUCUAUUACAUUAUUCACCAGGAAGAGAUCUGUUCUUCAAAGCUCAACAUGAGUAAUAAAGAGUAUAAAUUUUACCUACACAGCCUCCUGAGCCUCAGGAAAGAUGAAGACUCCUAUUUCCUUUCACAGAAUGAGACAGAAGAUAUCUUGGCUUUCACCAGGCAGCACUUUGACACAUCCAGAAGCCAGUGUAUGGGAACUAAAAUGCUACAGAAAAAAUCUGGAAUCCAGAGCAGUGACGGUGCGGAUGAAAAUACACUUCCCAGAUUGGCAGCGACAAUCAUUGCUUUGUCCCUCCAGGGUGUUUGUCUGGGACGAAGAAACUUGCCAGCCCCAGACUAUUUUACAGAAUAUAUUUUCAGUUUCUUGAAUAGUACAAAUACUCUCCACUUAUCAGAACUAAACCAACUCCUCCAUACUCUCUGGACCAAAACCACCUGUAUCAAAAAGGAUAAAAUCCAUCAACUUCAAAGGAAACAAAACAACAUAACAACCCAUGAUUGGGGCUACUCUAAUCUAUCUGUGUCUGUGGACAAAGGUUCAGAUGAUGGUCCAAUUUCCUGGGAUCAGACUUGCUUCUCUGCUCAGCAGCUGGUGGAGAUAUUUCUACAGAAUAGAUUUUCGUCCAUUUCUAAGGAGGACUUUAAGCAGCUGAGUCCAGGGAUCAUUCAGCAGCUACUCAGCUGCUCCUGCCACCUGCCCACUGACCAGCCAGCAAAACUUCUACCCACCACGCUGGAGAAAUAUGGCUACAGCACAGUGGCUGUGACACUUCUCACACUGGGCUCCAUGCUUGGGACAGUACUGGUCCUUUUCCACAACUGUGAAGAGAACUACAACCUUAUUUUACAGCUGUUUGUGGGUUUGGCUGUUGGGACACUCUCAGGGGAUGCCCUGCUCCACCUUAUCCCUCAGGUAAUCUAUCUACAUAGGCAGGAAGACACUGAGUUUGGACAUUAUUUCCAUGAAAGCAAAGGUCAUAUUUGGAAACUGUUGGGUCUAAUUGGAGGCAUCCAUGGAUUUUUCUUGAUAGAAAAAUGUUUUAUUCUUCUUGUGUCACCAAAUGUCAAGCAGGGCCUGUCAUUGGCUAAUGGGCAUGUGGGACAUUCCCACCAUCUUGCACUGAACCCUGAAUUAAGUGACCAAUCAGGAAGAGGCAAAUCUCCUUCAACUAUCCAGUUGAAAGGUCCAGAAGAUUUACACUCUGCUGAGAGUCCCAUAGACAGUAUGACAGCCUCCCACAGAAAAUGCAAAACCAUUAGCUUGUUAGCCAUAAUGAUUCUGGUUGGGGACAGCCUGCAUAAUUUUGCAGAUGGCUUAGUGCUAGGAGCAGCUUUCUCCUCUUCAUCUGAGUCGGGAGUGACCACAACAAUUGCUAUCUUGUGCCACGAAAUUCCACACGAGAUGGGAGACUUUGCUGUGCUUUUAAGCUCUGGACUCUCUAUUAAGACUGCCAUUCUGAUGAAUUUUAUAAGUGCUCUAACUGCCUUCGUAGGACUAUACAUUGGCCUCUCAGUGUCCACUGAUCCAUGUGUCCAAGACUGGAUCUUAACAGUCACUGCUGGAAUGUUCUUGUAUUUAUCCCUGGUGGAAAUGCUUCCUGAAAUGACUCAUGUUCAAUCACGACGACCCUGGAUGAUGUUUCUCCUGCAGAACAUUGGAUUGAUCUUAGGUUGGCUUUCUCUCUUACUCUUGGCUAUAUAUGAACAAAACAUUAAAAUAUAA